AUCUCAUUGCAAAAAGUCUCCUGAGAACAUUUUUUUCUGAGUGAUUCCAGCUUCCAGACAUUUGCCAUGAUAAGGGUUUCGAUCCUUUCCCAUAUUUGCCCUGAGUCAUGAGUGGAUAUGUGUGAUGCCUGCAAGUAAAACUGCCGAGGUACGGAAGCUGUCCGGCGGAGCAGCGCUGAGGUCGCUCCGGAGCGCUGAUGGGCGAGGCGUAGCACGGGCAGCAUCACUGUGCAACUCAGACUCCAAAUUUGGAGAGUUCUCUGUCCAGAGAAUGCCUGUUUGGUCCAGAACAUAUUUGAAGCUGAAGGGUAAGAAGAGUGACCUAUUUGGGUGGCUGUAACUGAAGAUUGCGUUACAGGAGCAACAGCAGAAGGUUUUUGAGUCAUGAUGCAAGAAUCUGGGACUGAGACAAAAAGUAACGGUUCAGCCAUUCAGAAUGGAGCGAGCGGUGGCAACCACUUACUAGAGUGCAGCCUACGGGAGGUGAGAUCAAACGGCGAGACACCUUCAGUUGAAAUUGGGGCUGCAGAUUUAACACAUCUUCAGCAACAGCAGGCUCUCCAGGUAGCGCGGCAACUUCUACUACAACAGCAGCAGCAGCAGCAACAGCAGCAACAACAGCAGCAGCAGCAGCAAGUUAGUGGAUUAAAGUCUCCGAAGAGGAAUGACAAACAGCCGGCCCUGCAGGUUCCCGUGUCGGUGGCUAUGAUGACACCUCAAGUGAUCACUCCCCAGCAAAUGCAGCAGAUCCUCCAGCAACAAGUGCUAACUCCCCAGCAACUCCAAGUCCUGCUCCAGCAGCAGCAGGCACUCAUGCUUCAACAGCAGCAGCUUCAAGAGUUUUAUAAGAAACAACAGGAACAGUUGCAGCUUCAACUUUUACAGCAACAACAUGCUGGAAAACAGCCUAAAGAGCCCCAGCAACAGCAGGUGGCUACGCAGCAGUUGGCCUUUCAGCAGCAACUCUUACAGAUGCAGCAGUUGCAACAGCAGCACCUCCUGACUUUGCAGCGUCAAGGGCUGCUAACAAUCCAGCCUGGCCAGCCUACUCUGCCUUUGCAGCCCCUUGCACAAGGCAUGAUUCCAACAGAACUGCAGCAGCUCUGGAAGGAAGUGACAAGCUCGCACACAGCCGAGGAGGCAGCCAGCAACAACCACAGCAGCCUCGACCUGUCCACCACCUGCGUCUCCUCAUCCGCACCGUCUAAGACCUCCUUAAUAAUAAACCCACACGCGUCAACCAACGGACAGCUAUCGGUUCACACUCCUAAACGGGAGAGUUUAUCCCACGAGGAGCACUCACACAGCCAUCCGCUCUAUGGACACGGCGUAUGCAAAUGGCCGGGCUGUGAAGCAGUAUGUGAAGACUUCCAGUCGUUUCUAAAACAUCUCAACAGUGAGCAUGCGCUGGAUGAUAGAAGUACAGCCCAAUGUAGAGUACAAAUGCAGGUUGUACAGCAGUUAGAGCUACAGCUUGCAAAAGAUAAAGAGCGCCUGCAAGCCAUGAUGACACACCUGCAUGUGAAGUCAACUGAACCAAAAGCCACCCCUCAGCCUCUCAAUCUGGUGUCCAGCGUCACGCUUUCCAAGACAGCGUCCGAGGCUUCUCCACAGAGCUUACCUCAUACUCCCACCACCCCGACUGCACCCAUCACUCCCGUCACGCAGGGACCGUCGGUCAUCACUACCACGAGCAUGCACAACGUCGGGCCCAUCCGGAGGCGGUACUCGGAUAAAUACAACGUCCCCAUUUCUUCAGAUAUUGCCCAGAACCAAGAAUUUUAUAAGAACGCAGAAGUUAGACCACCGUUCACGUAUGCAUCUUUAAUUAGGCAGGCCAUCCUCGAAUCUCCAGAAAAACAGCUAACACUAAAUGAAAUCUACAACUGGUUCACGCGAAUGUUUGCUUACUUCAGGCGCAACGCGGCGACGUGGAAGAAUGCAGUGCGUCAUAAUCUUAGUCUUCACAAGUGUUUUGUGCGAGUAGAAAACGUUAAAGGGGCAGUAUGGACAGUGGAUGAACAAGAGUUCCAAAAACGAAGGCCACAAAAGAUCAGUGGUAACCCUUCUCUUAUUAAAAACAUACAGACCAGCCACACCUACUGCACACCUCUCAAUGCUGCUUUACAGGCUUCAAUGGCUGAGAACAGUAUACCUCUAUACACUACUGCUUCCAUGGGAAAUCCCACUCUGGGCAACCUAGCCAACGUGAUGAGGGAAGAGCUUAAUGGUGCAAUGGAGCAUACGAACAGUAAUGGGAGUGACAGUAGUCCAGGACGUUCCCCUAUGCAAGCAAUGCACCCCGUGCAUGUCAAAGAAGAACCGCUAGAUCCAGAUGAAAAUGAAGGCCCGCUCUCCUUAGUGACAACAGCCAACCACAGUCCAGAUUUUGAUCACGACAGAGAUUAUGAAGACGAACCUGUAAAUGAGGACAUAGAAUGAGUAUGUCUGACGUCAUCAUCCUGAGAAUGAAGAUGGGAAGAACACGUCAAACCUAGCUGUGAAAUCUCUCCAUUGUUGUACAGUCUGGAGGAUUCUCAGUCCGCUUUGACAACUAUGAAAUAUGUUAACUCUUAGUGCCAUCAAGUAUCCCAUUUGGGAGUAUUUUUGAUUUUUCUACUUUUUGUUGAAAAAAGGAAUUUGUACUCUGUGCAUUGGAUGGACUUGUUUGGUACUUGGGAUUUUCCUCUCUUACAGUCAACGUCAGUGUUGUAAAUUUGCUAAACUGAUUCACUUACAUUUAGCAGCCAACUGUGGACUGCAGGUCCUGCCAAUUUUGGACACUUGAGGACAUCAAACUGAGCAUGUACACCAGAACUGCAGAUCAAGUCUUUGCCCAGAUUUUAAGGAUUCCAAUGGACAACAUAUUUGCACAGUACUGCAUGUUGAUUAUCACUGCCUUUACUCCAUUUUGUUGUUUUUCGGGUUUUUUUGUUUUGUUUUGUUUUUUGUUUUGCUUCCAUUUGGGAUGGGGAAGGCCUGUGUGUGCACGUGUGUGGAUAUGUGUGUGUGCGUGUGAGCGUGUCUAUCGGGGAGGGGUUAAAAAGAAAAAAUUAUCCCAAACUUUUUAAUGUAUUGCUUUUAUUCCCCCGCCCCACUUCUCCUCUACCAUUUUAAGUUCUGACCUCAGGCCUCAUCUGGGCCCAGGGCCUCUCGGAGGCUUCAACGUUUUCUGUACUUUGUGAUGAAUGUUAAUAGGUGUUUUUAUUAUACAAAGCUGAAUGUCAUUGAAUUGUUUGUAGUUUUUUCUGUCAUUCAUUCCAGUUUCCUUCAGAUGCCACCAUGUUUUCUUUAGCUGUGGAAAACAUUCCAUUUUGGUGUCUCUAUUUUUGUUGUUGUUUUUUGAAGAGGUCCCAAAUGCUGCACUAUACAUGUGGAAGGGUUGUCCAACGGAGAGAGAGAAACGAAGUACUGCAAGAAUGAGAAUGAAUGGCAGAUGAACAUAGAAACACUGUAGGAAGCAACACAGAUUCAUUCCGCAAAGCAGUAUUUUUUUGUUGUUGUCGUUUUGGGUUGGUUUUUAUUUUGAGAUUUCUUUUUUGGCAGCAAUGGUGAAUAUUAGCAAAUGCCACAAAAUGGAACAGCACAAAGAAAUGUAUGCAGCACCAACAGAAUUCACUUUUAUUAGAGGAUGGAUAGUACAGUGGCAGGCUCUCGGUUGUUUAACACGAGUUUUAAUGGGUCAACAAAUCUUUCUGGAAUAUCUAAGAUUACUGAGAUGGGCACCUAUACAUUUAUUAUGACUUUUUUUUUUCUUUUUGCAUUUGCAUUGGCAAAUAGUGGUUGGAAAGAUGACUUCAUUAAAUUGUUAUUGUACGUGGCGAUGUUUCACGGUUAAACAUCAGUUCAGGAUUGCUUGGUGGCAUUAAUCUGUUUGAAUACAAAUUAGAUUUCAGAUUGAACUUGUUACGGGAGUUAAUAAGGACAGAGCCCCACUAAUGCUGAAGUGUUAAUUUCAACUGUGCAAAUCCAGUACUGCGGUUACGAUUGUUAUGCAAUAUUACACCAGCCAGUAUGGAAACCUCACCGUAGGAAACGGGAAAUACAGGAGAGAAUUCGCACCGGGGCUUUUUAGGCACGACUGGCGAUGCUCUUCAAGGCAAACAUGAUAUGCAGAAUUUGUUGCUAUAGGUCAGUAAACCUUGGUCACCAAACACCUAAACGUUUUCGUUCUGCAACCACUUUUCCGUCACUCAUUUAUUUAUGUAGGACUGUAGCUUUUUUAUUAUUUCAAAAAGCCUUUCAGAGCUUAAUUUAUAUUCUUCUUUGUACCUUUUUUUUUUUUUUUUUUCCUAAAAUUACCAAA
Lagopus leucura (white-tailed ptarmigan) is the source of this 4306-nucleotide messenger RNA. RefSeq names its product forkhead box P1 (gene FOXP1). Gene Ontology annotation, molecular function: DNA-binding transcription repressor activity, RNA polymerase II-specific; RNA polymerase II cis-regulatory region sequence-specific DNA binding. NCBI's taxonomy places the organism in Eukaryota, Metazoa, Chordata, Aves, Galliformes, Phasianidae. Gene Ontology annotation, biological process: regulation of transcription by RNA polymerase II. The coding region runs from base 385 to 2442 and encodes 685 amino acids. The record is from RefSeq and is a predicted model, not a curated record. Gene Ontology annotation, cellular component: nucleus. The transcript is spliced from 21 exons.